Vitis riparia (riverbank grape) is the source of this 1098-nucleotide messenger RNA. RefSeq names its product early nodulin-75-like. Bases 1 to 1098 code for a protein of 365 amino acids. The transcript has a single exon. The record is from RefSeq and is a predicted model, not a curated record. Lineage: Eukaryota; Viridiplantae; Streptophyta; Magnoliopsida; Vitales; Vitaceae.
AUGUCUUCCACAUCCUUGCUAGUGUUGCUGCUGGGACUGGUGGUUCUCACUACCUCGUCUCUUGCUGACUACCCCAAGCAUCCCCCACUUCAGAAACCACCUACGGAACACCAACCACCAACUAAACCUCCCAAUGGAGAGAAGCCACUCCCCGAACACAAGCCACCAAGUCCAUUUGGCAAACCACCCCAGGGAGAGAAGCCCCCACCACAACACAAGCCAUCUGACAAAACUCGUAAGCUUCUCCAGGUAGAGAAGCCGCUUCCGGAGCACAAGCCACCGGUGAAGGAACCACCUAUGGAACACCAGCCACCAAAUGAACCUCCCAAGGGAGAGAAGCCAGUUCCCGAACACAAGCCACCAAGCCCAUUUGGCAAACCACCCCAGGGAGAGAAGCCGCCACCAGAACAAAAGCCAUCUGACAAAACUCGUAACCUUCUCCAGGGAGAGAAGCCACUCCCCGAACACAAGCCACCAAGCCCAUUCGGCAAACCACCCCAGGGAGAGAAGCCACCACCAGAACACAAGCCAUCUGACAAAACUCGAAACCUACUCCAGGGAGAGAAACAACUCCCGGAGCACAAGCCACCGAUGAAGAAACCACCUACGGAACAGCAGCCACCAACUGAACCUUCCAAGGGAGAGAAGCCAGUUCCCGAACACAAGCCACCAAGCCCAUUUGGCAAACCACCACAGGGAGAGAAGCCGCCACCAGAACAAAAGCCAUCUGACAAAACUCGUAACCUUCUCCAGGGAGAGAAGCCACUCCCCGAACACAAGCCACCAAGCCCAUUCGGCAAACCACCCCAGGGAGAGAAGCCACCACCAGAACACAAGCCAUCUGACAAAACUCGAAACCUACUCGAGGGAGAGAAACAACUCCCGGAGCACAAGCCACCAAGCCCAUUAGGCAAACCACCAAAGGGACAGAAGCCACCUCCUUCCGGUCACAACCCUGGGCACCCUCCUGCAGAGAGUGCCGAAGACUCAUACAAGCCACCUCAGAAGAUUACGCCUCCUUCAACUCCAACAAAGAAGCCACCAGCUCCUACCCAGAAGCCACCCCACAAACCACCAUCUCCUACCCAUCCCAACUGA